Messenger RNA from Caenorhabditis briggsae, 258 nucleotides. Gene Ontology annotation, biological process: regulation of transcription by RNA polymerase II; cell differentiation. Bases 1 to 258 code for a protein of 85 amino acids. Lineage: Eukaryota; Metazoa; Nematoda; Chromadorea; Rhabditida; Rhabditidae. Gene Ontology annotation, cellular component: nucleus. The transcript has a single exon. The record is from RefSeq and is a predicted model, not a curated record. Gene Ontology annotation, molecular function: DNA-binding transcription factor activity, RNA polymerase II-specific; sequence-specific DNA binding.
AUGUCAUCCCCAAAUGGAAAUACUCGUUUUCUGGCUUUCCUUCAUGAUCUUCCCGACGACGUCAACGAAGACUGUGCUGUCUGGACAGACAAGCCAAACUUGAAAUUCAAAUUUGUAAAGCCUAAUCGUGCUGCCGAGUUGUGGGGAGCUGAAACUGAAAACCCACAAAUGGACUAUGAAAAGAUGUCCAGAGCUCUUCGUUACUUUUACAAGAAAAAAAACUGUGUCUUGCCUACGAACAAAAUUACAAAACCAUAA